CAUUACGUGCCACUAGAGAGCGCUGGCUUACAAACCAACACAAACACCGAGCAGGAAGUCGUCAUUGAGCGGCAGCGUCAUGUGACCUGUAUUGCGGAAGUGAUCGUCAUCGCCAGACCUGUGAGUUGGAAGAAUCAGAGAAGAGGCUGACAAUGUCGUGGAUAAAAGAAGGAGAGUUAAAUAUCAUCGAAAGGAUUUCAGCCAACGUUCUAAAGGCUGGGCCGAUGCCCAAGCACGUGGCCUUCAUCAUGGACGGGAACCGACGGUUUGCUCACAUUAACAACAUGGAGCGUCAAGAUGGUCACACACAGGGUUUCAACAAAUUGGCAGAGACUCUGCGCUGGUGCAAACAUCUGAACAUCCCAGAGGUGACGGUGUACGCCUUUAGCAUUGAGAACUUCAAACGCACUCAGGAGGAGGUGGACGGUCUGAUGGACCUGGCCAGGCAGAAAUUUGAGAGGCUGCUGGAGGAACGGUGAGAUCUUCACGCUGCAGUGUUUGAGCCUGGAUGUCUUAAUUAAGACACAUGCACAAUCACAAUUUAAAUC
Cynoglossus semilaevis (tongue sole) is the source of this 548-nucleotide messenger RNA. Its product is annotated as dehydrodolichyl diphosphate synthase complex subunit DHDDS-like. Gene Ontology annotation, cellular component: endoplasmic reticulum; dehydrodolichyl diphosphate synthase complex. Gene Ontology annotation, molecular function: ditrans,polycis-polyprenyl diphosphate synthase [(2E,6E)-farnesyl diphosphate specific] activity. Gene Ontology annotation, biological process: polyprenol biosynthetic process. The record is from RefSeq and is a predicted model, not a curated record. Bases 153 to 479 code for a protein of 108 amino acids. Lineage: Eukaryota; Metazoa; Chordata; Actinopteri; Pleuronectiformes; Cynoglossidae. The transcript has 4 exons.